Messenger RNA from Ilex paraguariensis (yerba mate), 451 nucleotides. Lineage: Eukaryota; Viridiplantae; Streptophyta; Magnoliopsida; Aquifoliales; Aquifoliaceae. The record is from the annotation of a GenBank genome assembly.
CUUUCAGGCAAGAAGAUCUGGAUCUGGAUGGGGGAUAGGUUUUGCAUUAGACACGGGGGGAGUUUCUGGUAAUGAUGAUCAAGAUAGUCUCAACAGUGACACCCCUGGUCUGGGCCAAACUCGAUUGGGCAGACUAGUAAGUGCAGGUGGCAGACAGCUAUUAGAGAAGCUGAAUUCCGCCAGAAAGAACUUCCCCAUGAAGAUAUUUCUUCUGCUUCUGGGUUUCUACACUGCUAAUACAUUGGCUACAAUUCUUGGGCAGACUGGUGAUUGGGACGUAGUGGUUGCUGGGAUCAUGGUUGCUGCCAUUGAGGGGAUUGGUAUGCUGAUGUAUAAAAGGCUGCCUUCUCUAACUACGGGGGGGUUGCAGUCUUUGGUGGUGAUGAUAAACUAUUGGAAAGCUGGAGUUUGCUUAGGCCUCUUUGUGGAUGCUUUCAAAUUAGGUAGUUGA